This is a messenger RNA of Fundulus heteroclitus (mummichog), 5415 nucleotides long. Its product is annotated as neuron navigator 3-like. Gene Ontology annotation, biological process: nervous system development; neurogenesis. Gene Ontology annotation, molecular function: protein binding; ATP hydrolysis activity; ATP binding. Lineage: Eukaryota; Metazoa; Chordata; Actinopteri; Cyprinodontiformes; Fundulidae. The record is from RefSeq and is a predicted model, not a curated record.
GACCUGCGUCAGUACCUGUCCAACCUGGCAGAGCGGUGCAACUCUGAGAGGACAGAUGCAGAGCUCCCGACUGUGGUCAUCCUGGACAACCUCCACCACAUCGGCUCUCUCAGCGACAUUUUCAACGGCUUCCUUAACUGCAAGUACCACAAAUGCCCAUAUGUCAUCGGGACCAUGAGCCAGGGGGUCUCCUCCUCUCCGAACCUGGAGCUUCACCACAACUUCAGGUGGGUGCUGUGCACCAACCACACUGAGCCGGUCAAAGGUUUCCUGGGUCGCUUCCUGCGGCGGAAGCUCAUCGAGACAGAGAUAGAUAUGAACAUGCGCAGCAACGACCUGAUCAAAAUCAUCGACUGGAUCCCCAAGACCUGGCAGCACCUCAACGGCUUUCUGGAGGCUCACAGCUCCUCUGAUGUCACUAUUGGGCCUCGUCUCUUCCUGUCCUGUCCCAUGGACAUAGAAGGUUCUCGGGUUUGGUUCACCGACUUGUGGAACUACUCCCUGGUACCCUACCUGCUAGAGGCUGUCAGAGAAGGAUUACAGCUGUAUGGUAAGAGAGCAGUGUGGGAGGAUCCGUCCAAGUGGGUGAACGACACAUAUCCGUGGAAUGCUGCCUCUCUGCAACAGGAAGGCCAGUCGCUGCUCCAGCUGAGGCCAGAAGAUGUGGGAUAUGAUGGCUACAGCUCAUCCAAGGAAGGGACAUCGUCUAAGCAGGUGUCUCAGAGUGACACAGAGGGAGACCCGCUGACAAAGAGACUCACCCACGAUGCUGGAGUGACAGUGAGCCGCCAGAUGAACAUGCUGCUACGGCUGCAGGAAGCAGCUAACUACUCCAGCACCCAGAGCUGUGACAGCGACAGCACCAGUCACCAUGACGACCAGCUGGACUCCUCCUUGGAGUCGGCCCUAUGAGCCCGAGACCAGCGAAGGCAAACCUCGAUCUCUCUGAACCUCUAAAUCCAGGAAAACCAUUGAACCCCAAAGACUAUGCCCCCCGCCCCAACAAAAUAAGGAUUUAUUCAAGUAAUUUUUAAUUGCUGCCAGUGCAGGAGUACAACCUGGUCACUAAUCCAUCACAGGACCCACACUACAGAUAUAUAAUAUAUGAAAAGUUUUAAAACCCAACAUAUACCCUCAAAUUUAAAGAAAAUGCCUAUAUUUUGAUGGUGCAAUGUAAAAUCUGAAUGUUUUAUGUUUUCAGAUGCUUUACCGACUUGGUCACAAUGUCAGUGGUCACAAUGUUGAAACCAAAACCACAGGUUGGAGACUGUCUAUACAUUAGUUCAGACAAAAAGUACUGUCAUGUUAAUUUUAUUGGACAUUUUGUAAAAAUGUCCAUAUGUGUUUCUGAUGACAGGUAUUAGUAUAUCUUAUGUUUGUUUCUAAGGUGUGCUCCACAACAACAAAAUUUGUCCACUUUCAGGCACCAACUUCCAAAGCGUCCAAAGACAACAAAACUGGAUUUUUUUUUUUACCCAGGUAUAUCUACAGAUGUUUACAUUGGUAUGGCUGGUUCUGUUAGCUCUUUUCUUGUUUACAGAGGUGCUUCUUACAGACACAGACAUAUACACAGAGGGAGCAAGAAGGAAAUCGCCUUGGAUAAGAACAUUUUAUUAGUUCAGUCCCUUGCAUGCAGCGUCUCCUUGAGCAAGGCACUCUGUCUUCACCAUCUUAGUAAAACAAACAGGGUGGCAAGGUGGGUGAUGUGUUGUAAGAGGUUUAUAAGGCUCUCCUCUGGCCAAGUCUGAUGCUUUGCACAAAAACUGCUGAAAAAUGUUGAAAUAUUUUAUUCUAGUAUUAUUUUUGGCUCCAGACACGGCUAAUAUAUGAGAACUCUGACCCCUUGCAGAUCAACUAGGGUCAGAUAAUGUCUACAUUAUAUAUUAUAAGUAUUUAUUGAAGACCCAGAGCUGGCCCAGGGUUGUAUGGGGCCUAGGCAGAGUUUUAUUUGGGGGUUCACUUUCUGCUAAGCUCAUUCCCCGCUUUCCACCACAGCAGGACUAAGGUCUCUUUUAUAUGGUCUACCUUUGAUCAUUUUCGGUUUCCUAUUGAGCAGAGUAUUUGUUUUUUUACUGUCUAGUUGGUUAAUUGGUCAGACUGCCAACUGUAGUUUUAAAAUGGCAUCACCGUACUAAAAGUGGUGUGUCAUCUUCUAUUAGUUUUCCACUCAGUGACUGUCUGUUUUCCACACCAAAAAACAGUUACAAAAACCCAAAUUUUUCUUUUUAUAUAAGAUGGGGAAAGGUUUCUUAGCCUUUGUUCAGCCAGCUAACUGGUGGUGUGCAGCUGGGGCAGGGUGUUUUAUCAACCACUAAAGCACUUUCAUGUUUGCAGAGAUUAUUUACCCCUAGCACAUUUGCACCUCUACCGCAAAGGUUUGGGUGCUCUUGGGGUAUCCAGGCCACUAAGCAGCCGUAUUCCCCGUUUAUGCCUUGGGCCAGCUCUGAGCAAAAUCGGCAGACAUUUAUUUAAGCCUUGUGGUGCUGGGUCCCCUGGCCUGAAUCAUUUCAGUGUCAGCCACUGCCAAACUGUUCCAAAUGCCAACACCAAGCACAAUGAAAAGUGUGUUAUUAUCUGUGUGUCAUCCAGCCAUCAUGCUACUGUGAAGACAGCAUGAAAAAAAUGUGCCAAUGUUUCCCUUUGAUCCGACUGCCAAACAUUCACACCUGCAGAUUUAGAUCCAAAAGCAAAGCCCACCGCGGUUGUAGACUCUGAUGACUCACACAUGCCAUGCUACUGGGAAGGCAGCAUGGCAUGUGUGAGUCAUCAGCUUUAAGCUCCGGAAGUGGAUGUCCGCUCAAUUCCUUUUUCAUUUUCAUUGACUUGCGUGGUUUUCUGCAAAUGGAAGAUCCAGACAGGUGACAGGAAAUAAUUAGACUGGCUUACAAUAAGUAGCUCUUAGCUCUUAACUGCAUAACCCAAACUUGCUACUGAAACAGUUUUGCCUGCAUCCCUUUUUAUCCAUGAGGUAACCAAAAAAACUCAAAAUCAAAUCAAAUCUGUUGUCUUAUGAAUAAACCCACCAACAGCAGUAAAAGGGAACAAUGAUACUGGUGCUUGCUAAUUGCCUUAAAAGUUCAAAGUCUCUUGAAGCAUCCUUCACUCCCUCUGGUGUAAGAAGAGGGUAUAUUUAAAGUUGGAUCAUGCUAACCUGCUUCCUCCUAUGUCAAAGAUGCUGCUUCCAGUGUGAGAUGCAGCCAUUAUUGUCUGUGGUGCCAUUCUCUUCCUCUGAAGCGCCCUCGCUUCUGUCUGACAGUAAGGAAUUAAGAGAGAAAACGCUGCAUGUCAGUUCAAAAACAGACAAAUAUUGUAUAAAGAAAUAAAAAUGAGGGGGUAUGGGGUAUUUUUUUAGUUGUUGUUUUGCACCCAGUUGAGCUGGGCUCACUUGAAUUACCAUGAGCACAACCAAACUGUUUUGUUGUUGUUUUUUUUAGCCUGAUGAGCAUGUUAUGAAGCUUUCUAAAAAUAAAAAUAAAAAAGGUGGAUGGGGGCGUAUUGAGAAGAGAUCUGUACCUUUAUGUAUGUGUGUACUGAAUGGAAGAAGCCAUUUAGAAUUUGUCCUCUCUUUGUUUAAAUGGGUCGGUUUUGCACACUUUAAAGUUGGGGUGGGCUGUAAAUAUUUAUAUAAUUCUUGCACAGUGAAUCAAAGAUGCAUUCUGGCCUGUUGGUGUUGCAGAAUGCAAAAAUCUGCAUAAGAUAUUGUCGUACUAUGAAAAACAGGGAAGAAAAAGAUGCAAAAAUCUCAACCCACUGAUGGAAACAGGUGUGUGUCUUGUGGUGAUUUGAUGUUUUGCCUAUGCAGGAGGCAUUAACUGUACAGUAAUAAACUGUUUGAAUUCACUAAACUGAAAAAAACAUGUAGGCACCUGUCCAAUACUCCUUAUUCUACCAUGAAAUACUCUGGAUCCCCCUGUCUUUAAUGAAUGCCUGUUGUUCCUUAAAAUAGAAUCGUUCAGGAUUUUGUGUAGUGAGGUUCGGUUAAAAGGUUUAUUGGCAAUGGAUAACUUUGUUGGUGUCUUUAUUUUGUGGAAAUACAGAUUAGUUUUUUUUUUCCCAGAGGCUAAAGCUAACGGUGAGUCUGAGAGGAUCAAAGACCAAAUUGGACUUUUUCUGUCUUGAGGAAACUCAAAUCUCAAGAAACAUCAUAUUUAAGGCUGCAAGUCAUUUUGAACCUUUUUAAUUUAAAUUGCCUUUUCACCCAAGAUGUUUUGUGCCAACAGUGCGUCAAUUUAUACCCCCCAGGAGGACUGUGAGUACCAGAUUAGUUUUCACUGUAAUGUGCAAUUGAAAUGUAAAAGUAUUGCAAUGAAAUGGAAAUGUAGUACAGAUUGAAAAAUGGGCAACAUGACCUGCAGCCUUUCAUGAACCUUUAAGUUGUUGUCACAUUUGCACUAGUAGGUGAUAUACCUGGAAGCCCCCAAAGGGAAGACAGGAAACACUUUUUAUGCUCAGUGUUUGUUUCCCACAGGAGAAGUGGCACACUGGCUCCAACCUCUAUUGCCCUGUAAAUGAUUACAAACUUAUGGAUGAAAACCACCAACUGCUAAGAUGACAAUGGUUGUGUUUUUACCCCCAUGUCAUUUUGGAGAUUUCAGUUAAGAUAGUAGAACUCUGUCGUCUUUGCCUAUCUUAAACUAGUCAUUAUCUUCGGCCUCUAGAAACAGCUACUCUGGGUAUACUAAUUGAAGACGGCAAACAAAGUUAACUAGAGCAGGCAAGAUAUUAACUGUUUAGAGCUUCACUGAAAAUCCUGAACAAUCCUUUUAAAAGCCACCUCCUCUCUGGUGAUUAAUAACCCUAAAUCACCACCACCAAAGGCUUGCUAGCUGUCUUAGGCACUGAAGCCGUACUGUAUACAACAUCUAACAGGUGCUACUGGUCAGUAAACAGCCCACCAGAGACCACGAAGUCUUGUUGUCAUAACCUCAGGACAAACCUCCAUAAUCCUACUUGUACUCAGCUUCACAUGUGUCUCUGCAGCCCAGCCUUGGAUGGUCGCUAAUCAGGUGGUGUAGUUGCAUGCCAAGGGUGAAAAUACCAUGUUUACAGGUUGCGCUCUACCUAGAUUUACACCCAUGUAUCAAAACCUAUGUACACUCCUGUUAUAGGCCAUUAGUUCCCAAGAUAACAGCACUUUGAACCUAUUGACAGUGUACACCAUUGUGUUGACAACCGACUGGUAAUUUUUCCCACUUACACUUUAGAGCUGCAUCUCAGUUGGAGACCAUAGCAUUUACUCUGGUUUAAGAGAAUGUUUGGUUUCUUUCCGGGUGAAACAUUUGUCCUUAAAUGUUUUAUAUUUUGUACAUUUGUAUGUAACAUAUCAUGUAAAUAUACAGAGACGGUGAUUUAACUCAUCUGGAGGAUUUUGUAGUCUUUGUAAAGCCCUAAUAAAUGGUAUUUGGUGUCACUCGA